Messenger RNA from Trypanosoma cruzi, 3066 nucleotides. RefSeq lists its product as uncharacterized. Lineage: Eukaryota; Euglenozoa; Kinetoplastea; Trypanosomatida; Trypanosomatidae. The coding region runs from base 1 to 3066 and encodes 1021 amino acids. The record is from RefSeq and is a predicted model, not a curated record. The transcript has a single exon. Gene Ontology annotation, molecular function: endopeptidase activity; signaling receptor binding.
AUGCUGCGUGAUUUCCAUGCAGUUAUCUUGUUCAGUCUCCUUGUGUGGUUGGCGGGUGACGUAGGUGUCGUGUAUGGAUCCACGAAAUGUGAUCCUGUGGAGGGGUAUUAUUUGCCAAAUGGUGAGGACUAUCGUGGGCAUUUAAACUUUACGGAGAUGGGGAUUCCAUGCCAGAAAUGGAAUGAACAGCAACCCCAUCGUCAUGACACGCAUAUACCAGACCCCUUGACGGGUGUGGGAAAUCAUAACUACUGUCGAAAUCCAAGUGGGCUUGAACGCCCCGGCUGUUUUACGAUGAAUCCUUCCAUACGGUAUCAAUUCUGUGACGUGGGGCUCCCUUGUAGGUGGACACCACCAGAGACAGUUCUGCAGUUUGAGCCCUCAUCUGGCACGGAACUGCGGGCUGAUCAACCUGUUAAAAUCACCUGUUACCCACGUCCAUGUGAAAUCUACUACACAUUAGACGGUUCCACACCCACAACAUCAUCAGGCAUUUUAUACUUACGACCCAUAGUGUUGAGUAGAAACUCAACUGUGAAUGCCUUAGCUCUUUUUGCUUCAGAAAAAGCUUUGCAGCGUCAGGCAUUUUACUCAAUACCUCCACGUCCAACCCCAAGCGGCGCUUACUUUAGUCCUUUACCAAGCGAAGUGUCCCAGGGCCCUGUGUUGCUUUUCCUUAAAGGGUUAAGGGAUAAUGAUAAAGCUCUUAUAUUCAAAAAUGAGGACCUUCGCGGGUUUCCCUACGAGGGUCCGUUUUGGCUAAACGAGAGCACAAAUGUGACAGCUGUCAUAAAUGGAGAGGACCUUGUUCGUGCAAGCUAUGUUUUUUUUACAACGGGAGUAAUUUUAGAGAUGUAUCCUGCUUCAGGAAAAUACAUUGGAGGUGUUUCGUGUCUUGUUUAUCAAUCGGAUCCUCAGGCAAAUAACACAAUUUCAAUAAAUGGUUUAAGUUGGCAGCCCCUUAGUGAAUUUGUUUUCAUUUUAGAUACUGUUGGUAUCAAUGUGGUGGGAGUAAGAUCCAUAUCGUUGGGUGGCGUAAUGAAUGCUGUUUGGAGGAAAUAUGAGAUUGCUGAGGCUAUUCCCCCUGUGCUAUUACCGGCACCUGAUGUCGUUUACACAGAACCUAUUCGUGUGACAUGCAAAGAUCCAAUGGGACGGGCAUUAGCUGUCGAUAAGAAGGAUGGGGAAUUGAUCUAUUCCAUCCGGCUUGACAUCCCUGGUCGGUUUUCCGUCAACUGCACGUAUUUGGACGAUCUGCAUAAUAAACGAUCCGCACACGCCGUGUACGAAAUUGAGCCCAUUCCUCUACCAAUGCCGCUCUUGCGACCGGAAUGUGGUCGUAGUUUUCCCAUGAUACCUCUUCUUCUUGUGACAACAAUAGUGCCUCCGCCUGACGCGGGGUACGAGAGGGAUCCGUGGAGGCUUGGACUCAAUGCAUCUUCGACUGGUGCCACACUCCAAAAAAUUUCGGGCAAUGGCUCCUUUCUUCUGAAGCCCACGCAGACAGAUGCCAUAAAUGUGACGGUCACACUGUGCACCCACUCUUCUUCCCCGUUGGAGGCGGACAGCCCAAUUUUAAUUUGUCGGUAUGAAAUGCUGCCGCUCGGUUUAUCCGUGACCCCGUGGUUCGUGGGUCGCAUUGGCUGCGAAAAUUGCUCUGGUUCUGUUGAUUUGUUGUUGCGGCAGCUUUCAAAUUGCCUUUCAUUUGGUACGACAGAACUUAUUUUUAUUCAGACGGUAGGGCCUUUUGUGAUGAUUCAAUUGCAGCGUCUACCGACGUCUCUAAGAAUGGAGUACUACACUCGCACCGGGGACUGCCUUUCUGAUAAAUAUUUAACGGAUGUUAGAAAUGAAACCAGUGGGUCGAUACAGUUAGCACGAUGGUGGGCUGUGAAUAGGACAUCGUCGUCGUUGGACUUUGUUACGGGCGCAGGGAUAACAAUUGUGGUAAAAGGUUGGGGGCUUGACUCGGGCGAAUUUCAUUUUGUUCGUGAAGAGUUUCCCUGCAAUGAUAUCGGCGUAAGUUAUUCCACGAGAAAUUCUCUUGAUUUAUUUUCUUUAAAUUUGCUGUUUGUCAUCGACACCCCAGGGAGUUACAAGCUUUGUGCAUCGCUCAAUGAUGCCCUGUACGCUGUACCAUCCAAUGGAACCCUUAUCGUGGACUCAAGUCAGUUGCCGGUCCUGCUUCCCGCACCAUGUGGUGGCAGCUCGGAGGGCCCUGUAGAUGUGGUAUUAGAAAUGGCAUCGCGAGGUGUAAAUCCAUAUCUUUUUAUUUCGAUCGAUAAUGGGUUUUGGUACCGUGUGGCAGCUGGCACGGCGGUACACGUUGCCAAUUUAACACCGUCCGUCACAUAUGCAACCUUGGCAAUUACUGCAGGCCAACGCAGCGUGGCCUCAGCAGUAUGCGUUUUUUACCUUCCCCAGGGAGAGAUGCCAAAAAGAGCAACAUACAACUGGGCUGUGGCUUUCACGUAUGAGGGUAGAAGCAAUGUUCUUCUUUCUGUGAAUGGCACCUUCUCUGGGAAGAGUCGCGUGGAACUGCGCGCGUAUGGACCGCGGAGAGGCCAAGCGAACGGUUCUGUUUCAACAAUGAAUGAAACGGCGCUUCAGCGGGCUGUCUCAGACAUUCCCUUUUUUGUCUCGUUGGGGACGUUUAUGGGAACGUUUACGGUGGCGGAUACUCUUCUCACGCUUGUUGGCAGUGCGGAUGAAUACCCGGUUUCCAUUGUUGUGUCUGUUGAUGGUACUUCCAUGGAUGCAGAGCCGUUGAGUGUAGCUUUAUCACCACUAGCUAUUGCCAUGCAUUCCUGCAAGAAUUGUAUAAGCGGCUGGUGCUUUCGUGACCAAUGCGUCUGUAUUGGUGAAAAAAACCACACUGCCUACUUGUGCGUUGAAAACCCCUUAUCACCCACGCAUCCCGACUCUGCUUCUUCUCGUUUCAAGCUGUUGAUGGUGUACUUGCUACUUCUUGCUGCGGUUUUCAUUUUUGUGGGGUUUGCCAUAUAUAAUGGGACGAAAAGGGGUGCCCCACAACGUGAGAGUGAGGGCGGUUUGGCUAGGCCGUAG